Guillardia theta CCMP2712 is the source of this 783-nucleotide messenger RNA. RefSeq lists its product as hypothetical. The transcript has 4 exons. The record is from RefSeq and is a predicted model, not a curated record. Bases 14 to 739 code for a protein of 241 amino acids. Lineage: Eukaryota; Cryptophyceae; Pyrenomonadales; Geminigeraceae.
ACCUUUGUUCGCAAUGCUCGGUCGGGUGAUGUGGGGCUGGGGCGUCAUGGCGGGAAUGUACGGAUGCGUGCACAUGAUCGGAUCAACUCUAGCACAGAGAGGAAUCUUGACAUCUUCCUCCUCGUCUUCUUCCUCCUCCUCUGCCACUCCUCAGAAACGAACAGCAUCCUCAGGUCACAGUGGCAAAGCAGGCGAGGAGGCGGUACAUACUCCGAUUAUCUUCCUUACCCCAUGGAUCAAAGUUCCUCUCAAGGCUCCAGGGAUGCUUUUUGCUUCCUACCUCGCGUCUGCUGCCACAAAGGCACUCGCCUAUCCCCAGACUUCUCCCAUUAGCAAACUUCUGGGUGUGGGUGAAUCUGUCGUCCUUGCAGCGGGUGUCGGCUUAUUCAGCAUCUCUGCUUAUCUGUACUACUCCAGUGUAAAGUACAUGGUGGACGUCGGGACUCCAGUUCCCUAUGGCUUUCAAGUGAAGACGCUGUGUACCAACGGACCCUUCCGGUACUUCAAGCAUCCGAUCUACACCGCGCUCUUUGGAUGCUGUCUGGCGACACCUCUUGUGUUGGACUGCUCAUGGUGCUUCAUAUCACCCGCCCUGUUCUGGGCCUAUGUCUUCUGGUUUGUGGUCCCGCGAGAAGAGAAGUACAUGAAGGACAAGUUCGGCAAGGAGUACGAGAAUUUUUCAACAGGUUCUCAACAAUCCCUAUCUUCUUUCAAUGGUUUGCGAAUUAGAUGCGCGUAGGUUGCAAGGUGUGAUUGAUACUUGACGUGGUGAACAAGAAAAUG